Messenger RNA from Somion occarium, 449 nucleotides. Lineage: Eukaryota; Fungi; Basidiomycota; Agaricomycetes; Polyporales; Cerrenaceae. The record is from the annotation of a GenBank genome assembly.
CCCCAGCAGUCAUCCAACAAUCCAGAUGUGGAUAUGAUGGUGAUUAGCGUAAGAGUUCCUGACCGUGUCAAAAUUGUCAUGCCUGCCGCAGAGGCUGGGAAGAACGUCUUCAUCGAAUGGAAGCCAGGUAAAGGUGCCCAGGAGACUAUGAAGAUCGCGGAGGCUAUCAAAAGCAAAGACGUGAAAUGCCUGGUAGGAAGUCAAGGUAAACAGAGUGCGACUUUGAGAAAGAUGAAGGAAUUCGUGUCAUCUGACAGGAUAGGGAGGGUUUUUUCGACAUCGGCGAUAAUCACGGCUGGUUAUGAAGAAGCGAAAAAAAAAACGGGGUCUUGUAACUGCUUCGUUUAACGCCUAUGCAAAUGACAUCGAGGGCGGUGCCUCUCCCCUGGAGAUUGGGACCGGUCACUUCCUUGUUGCUUUCACGGAAGUGUUUGGCGAUGUUGUUGAUG